GGGGUGUAGCGGUGUAGGUAACCCUCCACCUCUCAUUGUCUUUUUGACUUUUCUUUAAUAUAAAUAUAUAAUAGUACAUAUAAUUGGUUCGUUAUAACAGCUCAAUAUACGUUAAACCUAUGCACUGUGUAGACACUUAAUUCGUAUUACUUCAUUUAAGUCGGYGAAAAUCCAUUUAUGGCGGUGAAUUUCCGUGUGUAGGUACAAUAUAUUUUAAUAUUGGUGCGUAUCAGUCGUUUCGUAUCGUAGRAACAGGUUCAUCGUUAUCAUACUAUACCUACUUGUGAAAGCAUUUAAUUCCUAUGAUAAUUCGUCUUUUAUAGCAAUUCGUACAUUUGGUUUAAUCGCCUGAAUUGUACAAUAAUAAUAGUGCGGAGUCCUGAGACARAUUUUUUUACCUACUCCCGAAGGUUUAACUUUAUGGUCUUAAUCGCUCGUACGAAGUGUAAUCGAUUAACCUACAAUAUAGAGCGUGAGCGGUCGAUCAAUCAGUGCUUGUUUUUUUUUCAAAAAAAAUUUCCAUCGCCGUGCUCGCAUCUUCUCCGUACACGCACAUUUACGUGUCGUAGGGUUAUCGUCGCCAUCACACGUCUCCGCGUGAGCGAUGAGACCGACAGCCGCCUACGCGUGUUUGGCCGCCAUGGCCGUGGCCGCAUUCGCCGUGGACGCGGCCGACCUGGACCUAGUGUUGCUGCACACCAACGACAUGCACAGCCGGUUUGACGAGACGGACCUGUACUGCAACGAGUGCCGCGAAGACGACGCAUCGCUGGGCCACUGUUACGGCGGCUUCGCCCGGGUCGCCCAAUUCGUGCGCGAUGAACGGCGAUUGGCCAACGAGAGCGGCUUGCCGUCGCUGUUCCUGGUGGCCGGCGACACGUUCCAGGGCACGCCGUACUUCUCGUUCUUCGAAUGGAGGCCCGUGGUCGACUUCAUCAAUCAGCUGCAACCCGACGUCAUGACUUUGGGAAAUCAUGAAUUUGACCACGGUAUCAGCACUCUUUUGUCAUACCUAAACGGAAUUCAAGACAUACCAACAGUAGUAUCCAACUUGAAUUUGACGACAGAACCGGAAUUAAAUAAUGUUGUACUGCCGUCAAUAAUAUUCAAUAUAAACAAUACAAAUGUGGGCAUCGUUGGAUGUUUGACAACAGAUACCCCGACCAUUUCCAAUUCCGGAGCUGUUGAAUUUUUUGAUGAAGUAGAAUCUUUGAAGAAAGAAACAAAAAAGUUACUUGAAAAUGGUGUUAAUAUAAUUAUUUGCCUUAGCCAUAGUGGUAUUGAAAAAGAUAAAAUAAUCGCCAAGGAAGUAGAAGACAUAGAUAUAAUUGUUGGGGGACAUUCACAUACAUUUUUGUACUCGGACACUCCACCCAGCACUGAAAAACCAUAUGGACCAUAUCCACUAUACGUGACUAACGUUAAAAAUAAAGCCGUACCAAUAUUACAGGCAUACGCAAAUACCAAAUACGUUGGCAAAGUUGUUUUAAAAUUUGAUUCUAAUGGUGACUUAGUUAAUAUCGAUGGUUCACCGACGUUAAUGAAUCAUGAAAUAAAACAAGAUCCAACAAUGAUGAAUGUGGUCGAUAAAUGGAAACCACAAGUAACUAGAAUUACAAAUUUAACAAUUGGGCGUACAGCCGUAGAAUUAAUAAACACUUGUCGGGGAGAAGAAUGCAACAUAGGAAACCUGAUAGCUGAUUCCUUUGUAUACUAUAAUGUUUUGAAAAAAGAAGUUUACAAUGAGGAUUGGACUGAUGCUCCUAUUGGGAUGGUUCAAGCAGGCGGUAUUCGUACUACAAUUAACGAAACUGAUCAUGAUGGUUACAUCACUUUGGGACAGUUGAUCAAUGUCACACCGUUUGUAAAUAAUCUUGUCAAAAUUACAAUUUCUGGUUCUACGCUUUUAGAAUCAUUUGAACACAGCGUUUCUGAUUAUGUAUUAAAUCAUGGUACAUCUAAAUUUUUACAAGUAUCUGGUGUUCUAGUUGAAUAUGAUUUGACACAGAAUCCAGGGAACCGAGUCGCUUCGCUGUUUCUUCGAUGUGGUCAAUGUAGCGUUCCUAAAUUCGAACCUUUGGUGUUGACUGCCAACUAUACAAUAGUGAUGUCCGAUUAUUUGGCAAAUGGUGGCAAUAAUUAUCAGACAUUUCAAAAAAGAAUAAACAGCGAAUUAUUAGGUAUUGAAGAUUAUAAUGCGACAUCGAUCUAUAUGCAAUCAAUAAGUCCCAUAACGAGUGGAAUAGAUGGCAGAAUCAACUUUAAACGUGAUAAAAAUAUCGAAAAAUCGGCAGGAUCUAUAAAUAUAUGGAAUUAUCGAUUAUUAGUGACUACAUUUAUUACUACUAUAUUAUUCUUUAAUGUUUAAAACGUUAUCUAAUAUUAAUUAUAAACAUUUAAAUAAGUAUUAUAUUAGUCGUAGUACCUCCACUGGGAGGCCUCUACAAUCCGUCAAAUCUGCCAUUUUAUAUAUUAUUAUUUUUUUUUAUCUUAGCUUCUAUCAUCAAUUAUUCUUAUUGUUCUCCUUUGAA
Diuraphis noxia (Russian wheat aphid) is the source of this 2531-nucleotide messenger RNA. RefSeq names its product protein 5NUC-like. Lineage: Eukaryota; Metazoa; Arthropoda; Insecta; Hemiptera; Aphididae. Gene Ontology annotation, cellular component: plasma membrane. Gene Ontology annotation, molecular function: 5'-nucleotidase activity; metal ion binding; nucleotide binding. The record is from RefSeq and is a predicted model, not a curated record. Gene Ontology annotation, biological process: AMP catabolic process.